AUGCACUCGUAUGAACACAGAGUCGGCAUUCCUCCUGUUUCUCUUCUAUUCCUCCUGGAGUGCCCCAAACUCGAAAUUGUCAAGCUGCCCACCUGUACCUGUCGAAACGACUUUGUUGAUUUGGUCGAGACCUUUCGAUCCUUGAAGGCUCUGCGGUCGUUGUUCUUCAACGUUCACUUGAGAGAGGAGCUCGAGUUCCUGUGUGCGCCUGAUGCUCACUCCGACAGGUUGCAACAAGCGACUGAGACCUGUAGUUCAUCUCCUCCUUCUUCGACCUUUGUGUUGAAUCAAGAUCCGCUGUCGGUGCCUUCGUUAGAACACCUGCACAUUGGUCAAAUCUCUGCAGAGGUGGGGCGAGAGGACUCUUUCCGAAUGCUCCGCAACAUCCUCAAGACCCGCACCCACCUCAAGACUUUCCGAACAAGUGGGGAACCUAUUCAUCCCACCCAUCUCUUUGCGCAACCAGGCCAAGAAGCCCAUGAUAGUUGGGGUUGUAGGGAUCUCGAGUCCUUGUUUUUCUCUCUUCCUGGAUCCAUGUACGUCAAGACAAAGGAGGAACAAACGUUGGUCUGGAAUCCAAUCUACCAUCAGAUCGGUCAGCUACCCAAGCUACAGUCACUGACGAUCAUCUACUUCACUAUCGAAAAAGGCAAGGACAGCGGGAUCCAGCAACUAAUGGGGGCGACAAGUCUGAAACGGUUGGUUCUCCGUGGUUGUGAGGCGACAAAAUGGACGCGUGAGGAGAUUCAGGAUCUGGUGCGUGCUUUGCCCAAGCUUGAGAAUCUGCAACUCAAGCCUCUCGAGAAGGGUUUUUUCCCGCAGAUCAAGUCGUGGUUGUGUGAGGCUGGUCGGUCGGAUAUUAUCUUUGGCGACCAAUAA
Molecule: messenger RNA, 879 nt
Organism: Linnemannia hyalina
Lineage: Eukaryota; Fungi; Mortierellomycota; Mortierellomycetes; Mortierellales; Mortierellaceae
Source: the annotation of a GenBank genome assembly